ACAAGCCCUUGUAUACUCUUACAAUGGCUCUGACGAGAAGAGGAGCUUCCGUCUACCUCAUUUUGUUCUCUUUGGCCUUGUUGUCUUGGGGCAGUGUCCAAGGGCACCCCAAUUACAGAGAUGCCCUACAAAAGUCCCUUUUGUUCUUCCAAGGCCAGAGGUCAGGGAGGCUCCCCACAACACAGCAAGUCUCUUGGAGGUCCAGUUCCGGCCUGUCCGAUGGUUCACAAGCCCAUGUGGAUUUAACCGGAGGCUACUAUGACGCCGGAGACAACGUAAAAUUCAACUUUCCGAUGGCCUACUCCACCACGAUGCUAUCAUGGGCCACGCUCGAGCACGGCAAGAAGAUGGGCCCCGAGUUGCCAAAUGCAAGGGCUGCGAUCCGUUGGGCCACGGACUAUCUUCUAAAAUGUGCCACGGCCACACCGGGUAGGCUCUAUGUGGGCGUUGGUGACCCAAAUGCUGAUCACAAGUGUUGGGAGCGGCCUGAGGACAUGGACACGGUCCGGUCCGUCUAUUCGGUGUCUCCGUCCAACCCCGGGUCUGAUGUUGCCGGGGAAACUGCCGCAGCAUUGGCGGCAGCUUCUUUGGUUUUCCGAUCUGCCGAUCCAGUAUACUCCAAAUUGCUCCUGAGAACUGCAAAGAAAGUAAUGCAGUUUGCAAUGCAGUAUAAAGGUUCUUAUAGUGACUCACUUGGCUCUGCAGUUUGCCCAUUCUAUUGCUCAUAUUCUGGAUAUCAGGAUGAGUUGUUGUGGGGAGCAACGUGGCUAUUUAGAGCGACAAAUGAUGUUUCUUACUUCAAUUUCAUAAAAUCUUUGGGAGCUAACGAUGCCACAGACAUUUUUAGCUGGGACAACAAAUAUGCUGGUGCUUUUGUUCUCCUAUCAAGGAGAGCCUUGCUAGGCAAAGACAAUGCUUUCCAGCCAUUCCAACAAGAAGCCGAGGCUUUCAUGUGCAGAAUUCUACCCAACUCCCCUUCAACAAGUACACAGUAUACACCAGGAGGGUUGAUGUACAAGUUAAGUGCAAGUAACCUUCAAUAUGUGACCUCCAUAACCUUCUUGCUUACCACAUACGGCAAAUACAUGACGGCCACAAAGCACACCUUUAACUGUGGUAAUGUUUUGGUCACUGCAAGUGACCUGCGAAACCUUGCAAAGAGACAGGUGGACUACAUUUUGGGGGAGAACCCAUUGAAAAUGUCCUACAUGGUAGGGUUUGGAGCUGAUUAUCCGAAGAGAAUUCACCACAGGGGAUCCUCCUUGCCAUCAGUGGCAAGCCAUCCACUAUCCAUCGGUUGCGAGGGAGGUUUCCAACCAUUCUACUAUUCAUCAAACCCUAACCCUAAUAUAUUAACCGGAGCCAUCGUGGGGGGACCCAAUCAGAAUGACUUCUUCCCCGACGAUCGAACUGACUACAGUCACUCCGAGCCGGCCACAUACAUUAAUGCUGCCGUGGUUGGACCUUUAGCCUAUUUUACUGGGAGAUACACCGGUUGAUGGGAUAGCUCAUAAUUUAUAUUCACAGUGUUGUAAAUAUUAUUUCUCUACGUGUUCAGGCAUGUGGUUUAGUGGUAUUUUCUCUCCUUUCAAAGUGAAAGGUAGAGUGU
Molecule: messenger RNA, 1609 nt
Organism: Cornus florida
Lineage: Eukaryota; Viridiplantae; Streptophyta; Magnoliopsida; Cornales; Cornaceae
Product: endoglucanase 3-like
Exons: 6
Coding region: 24-1499 (491 amino acids)
Biological process (GO): carbohydrate metabolic process
Molecular function (GO): hydrolase activity, hydrolyzing O-glycosyl compounds
Source: RefSeq, a predicted model, not a curated record